Messenger RNA from Porites lobata, 16581 nucleotides. Lineage: Eukaryota; Metazoa; Cnidaria; Anthozoa; Scleractinia; Poritidae. The record is from the annotation of a GenBank genome assembly.
GUUUGGAUAAUGGCUGACGAAGAGCUACUGAAAAUUGUUGUUGAACUUCGUAAAUUCAGGAAAAAACUUCGUCAGAUCGAGAAACUAGAGGAAUUAGAACGUGAUUUGACAGAUGAGGAAUUUUUUAAGGUAAAUUAUUGCCGAUAACCGUUCUCAUGGACGAUGUUUCAAAAUGAUAUAGGAGAACAAAAUAUUAAUUAUUUUAAAGCUCUUCUUCUUUUACACGUUUGCUUUUUCCCUUUGUAUAACUUAGGUUUCAGGUUUUUCAAAGAACAUGUGUAUUGAACGAAAUUAUACUCCUGGCUUAAGAUUUAAAUAAAAAUUGAUUCGAUUACAAAUCGAGAUUUGGAUUGGAUUUGCAAAAUAAAAGUGUUAAGCCUAUUUCUGAGCGUAAUUAUGCUUGUAAUAUCUGUAUCAACAAUAAUCGUAAUUUCUGAAUUUCUUUAUGAACCCACUAAUUGCAGUUCCUUUAAUGAUUAGUGCUGAGUUGUUGAUCACAACUCUCUUCUGUGAGGGACCUUCUACUUCUCUGUACGCUUCAACUUACAUACCAAAUAUCCUUUGUUUUAGUCAUGUAGUAUGUAAACAAAUUGUAAACAAACAGCUUGAUUUCCUUAAAUCCAGAGGAAAAUUUCAGUUGAAGGUACAUGCUUUAUAGUCUGAUGAUAAUUAUUUUUUACCAUAUUUAUCUUAAUAUUGUCUUGUUUUAAAAGUUUCUCAGCAUCAUUACAACCCAAUGCUGAUAAUUUUUUUCUUAGAGUUAAGUUGCUGUUUGCAUGUUUUAUAUUCUUCCAUUUGCCAGAGUUUUGCAAGCUGGUCAACAUAUAAAACAUAACAUUCGGUGCAUUUGUGGAAACAGAUUUUCAUAUUUUAGUCCUCAUCAUCCUUAUUAAUUUACAGGUUAUCUCAUAAAAUGGAUACUCUAGCUAAUUAUUAAUAUUAUUAUAUAAACACCAAUGAAAUACCCAGGUGAGCUUUCAUGCGAAAACUUGAUAUUUUCACCUGUGAAAAUAACAUCUUAUCUUCACAUGUGAAAAUAUCACUGUUGUUAUGGCUUCAUAAUAAAUCGUGCCUUUCACACCAAAAAACUGUUAAAGUGAAAUGGUUUGGUACUUCAUUGGUGUUUAUAUAAUAAUAAUUGGAACAUUACAUGGCCACUUGGAGAUACGAAAUUUCUCUUCUCGUGUUGAAAAAAUAUUUCACUCGUUCACUGCGCCCACCCGUGAAAUAUUUUCAAAGAGAAAUUUCGUUUCUCCGCACGGCCAUGUAAUAUCCUCUACUUAUCUAAGGGUUUGAUCAGCUUGGUUCCUAAUUUAAAACACAGUUUAUAUUCGUUUCCCUUAGCAUGAACGAGGUGAAAUCUUUCAAUAAUAUGUGUUUCAAAUGAUGCGCAAUUUAAAUCAGUCUGACAACAUCUGUCAAAACCGUCAUCCUUUUUAAAGAAAAAUUAUUCACGGCAAACCUUACAUAUUAUAUUAAAAAAAAAAUUACAUGAAAUUCAUUGUUUGAAGCUUUAGAAAGAAAGAAAGCUGGUGCAAAAGGUGCAGGUGGUUACAAUAAAAGAUCUUUCCUUUAAAAAUGCUCCAUAAAUCAGAAUUUACAAAAACAUCCAAAUACAAAAACAUGUAUUAAUGCAAAAAGUAGAAAAAAUGCCUUGAUCAUUGAGGUUUCAUUGUUGAUGAUCUUACAACUGAUUUAAACAAUGUUUCUGGCAAUGAAAAGGGAGUAGGUGUGGCCAUUAAAUUAACAGAUUUUGUUGUUAUCCUCCUUUUCAGCUUUCCAAAAAAGAUGAAAUACGCUCCACAGUACAACAGCUGGUAGCCAGAGAAGAGGAGUUAACAUCCAAAUUGCAAAAUAUGGAAAGAAAUCAGGAUGAGCAGGUUUUGGCUGAGCAAGAAGAGCAAACAAGCAGGGAGGAAACACAAGAUCAAGCGCAACCUACUAGUGUUGGUCCACAAGAGGUUGCGAAUGAGAAUGCUCAAAAUGAAACUGAACUUACGAUCAAUGAAACUUAUGAUCAGGCUCCGGUUGUCGAGCCUAGUUCAGCAGCUGCAAUACCUGACAUUGUACCAACGGCAACAACAAGGACAGCUCCCAUUUUAAGUUCUACUCAGACCUACAUGAGAUUUCAAGUCAGGAAUUUGCAUGGCCAUAAUGACUUGAUAUGUGGUGUAGAUUGCCGAGGAUCUGUCCUUGUGUCUGGAAGGUAGUGUUGUCAUUUUUUUAAAUACUUAAGAGUUCUUGUUUUAAGUCUGGUUGCUUGAAAGGUUAUUUUAAACUUAAUCAUGAGAAGAGUUUGACAGGCAUUUUCAUGGCAUAACUCCAAACUGAACAUGAUUAUUCAGUUAAUUAUAUGUAGAAUGCUAAACCAGUUGAUAAAGAGUUUAUGGGAGCAUUACAUAUGUAUGUUACCAAGGUAAUUGAAAAUCAUCCAUCAGAGAGGAACCCAGUGGUUUCACCCAUGGUGAGUUAACCCACUUCUACUAGUUAGCCAUGUAAGAAAUCGAGUUAAUUUUUAUGACUGGUCGACACUCAUUUUAGACUUUCACAAGUCCUUUGAAGUCACAUGGUUUUGUUUUGUCACUUGCUUGGGAUAGCUGAUGAAAAAUUGUAAUGACAGGAUGCAAUUGGUAGAGUGUAAUGCCAAAGUUUGGAAAAUUCUUCCACAUAGGCGGGGAUGAUGGAUCGAUUGCUAAUGUUAACCUGCAUUAAACUUAGGAGAUUAGGGGGUGACUUGUGGGAGGCUAAUUCACGAAUUAAACUCACUGAUAUUCACCAGAGGCAUAGAUCAUUCUUUACGGCUAUCCCAUUGGUGCGAUCAUACCUGUAAAGCAACCAGGGCCCCUUCCCCAGAACGGCUGCCAGACUUUUUGAAUGUCCCUCAUUGCUGAACCACUUUGGGACUGUUACUAAGAUUUCAAGUUGCUGGGUUAAAGUACACCAAGUAAGCAAGGAAAACUCCUUGGGAUUCCUUUUGGUUCCUUUUCUUAUAUUUUCCCGUGAAAGUAGCUCUUUAAGCCCCCCGUACUUUCUCUCAUAUUGAACUAUUGUGCAAGAAAAUUCAGCUUCAUUGAAUGGGAUGUCUCAUGCAUCCCAGUACUCUUGAGGUUGUGAAUCUCCUUUUAGUGCUGUCAUUAAGUGCUAGGGAGCAGUGAUUUUGCCGGGCUACUAGAAAUUAGCCUGUGAACAGGCUCCUUAGUGAAGCAAGCUGAGCGUGGCCUGGGGAAGGAAAAAAUGGUGGAAGAGCUUAUAGGCUUUCUUUUGAUGCUCCUUAUCAGCCCAAUUGCAAUAAAUAUAUCAUCCUGUAAUUCAUACAUGUAUGUCAAUCGCAUGUCAAUAAGGAAACUAGACCUGUCAAAUUAUGAUGUUCUUUACGCUCAAAGUAUCGGCUUGAAUAACUUGCACGUCCGCUCCACUCGGGAGCCUGUUCAUAGGCUACUAAAAAAGAGAGCCGGCUCUAUGGACCUAGUUUAGUACAAACAUGAAAACUCGACACAAUGGAAUGUGAAAGUUUCCAAGCUGCUUAUCUGGGAACUACUGUAGGUUUAUAUUAGUAUAACAUUUUUUCGCAUUAGUCCAAGAAUAAACAUUAGAAAUAUUACUUUUUUCUGCAAGUCCUAAGAUGUUGCAUGCUAAUUUGAAUUAAUUUAGAACCUCUUUUAAAGGGAUACUGUCAUGUAAUAUGGAGAAACCCAAAGACAUCUUUGCAAAUAUAAUAUUACAGGGGCACCCAACGAGGAUAUAGUUCAAAACCACUUAACAUAGCAUUGUUGAACGUAUUUUAGUAUUCAAACGGCAGAUAUAGGCAUAUUUUUAUCCCCUAAAAACGUUUCAUCUGUUCGGAUUUCCUAGCUGAAAAUCUAGUGAUCCGAAAAUUAUAGGGAUAAAAACUUGCCUUCUCGAAAAUUUCAGCCAGGAAAAGGAUCGCGAAAAUUCUAGGUGGCCUUUUUUAGGGUCAAAAUCCGUUAAAAAUGAGUAAUUAUACCAUUUUGUAGAUGUUCGAAAAUCCUAGGAGAGGCAGGCAAGCAAGAAAUUUUACAACAAAUGCUCCGAAAAUUCUAGAUCUCAAAUCGUCUUCCGAACAGAUCUUUUCCCGAAAAUUGCCGUUGGAUGCCCCUGAUAUUACAAAUGUUACAGUUUUGCUAAAAAAACAUUGUACAAAAACAUGUCUAUGGUUGUCUUUGCCCGUUUUAUGUCCUUUCUACUAUGCAAUUUCAAAUAUACUAGUUGCCUUUCAUCGAGAAAAUACAUUUGCUUAUAAUUUUUUAACGAACAUGUGACAAGGAUUCCUGUGACAGUGCCCCUUUAAUCGUGGGAAGUAUAUAAAUGCUAGAUCAGCAACAAAGCCCCGGCGGAACUCCCAUUCGGAACAGAUGGAGUUAACUGUCAGCACAUGUAGGGUAAGAAUUCACAGUUUAAUAUCUUUGAAGGUGUGUGAAAUUUAUAUAAUUAAUCGUUACAGCUAUAUUGCGCCAAUAAUCUCGAACAAAACUCUAAGAAAUUUUUGUUGAGACAUAUUUUCUAUCUCUCUGGAAACGAUUUUUUUUGAGAGAGAGAGGCCUUCAACGUUUACCUCGUCACUUUUGAUGUGGGAGUUCCCCCCUAGUGAUACAUAAAUCACCCUGUCAUUUUGCUCUGCAAGUCCUUAUGCAUAACGUUACCUCGGACUAAAAUAUAAAACUUCUAAUUAAGAUUAAGUCGGGUGAAAAAGUAUCGCGGUUUGUUUUGUGUAUCAUCGUCUUUGUGAAAAUUAAAGGAUGCGCUGGAAUAUUUUUGCUCUUUCCUGUUUAAAGAAACGUAGCAAAUGCACUGAUUUGCAGUUGAGCAAAAUGUCUUUGAGGUGAAAUGACUGUUGUUAAGGAAACGUUGUUUGGAAAAUAACAAUCUGUGGUAAUCGUGCCUCCUUGGCAUUCAACCAGGGGCAAUUAUCUGCUACAAGGUUGCGUGAAACGAGUUAACAUCGCGAAGAGAAUCUUCAAAAGAAAACAUAUGAAUGAACAAAGCCAAGAUCAGGGCCUAGGAGAAAAUGAUUCAAGAACAGAAGCAAAGAAAAAACGAACAGUCCAAAGAACAGGAUCGAGCAUGGUAGUUCACCUCCACAAUCACAUGGAGAGUUUGGCACACGGGAGGUUGCUGUAAUCCCACAAAAUCUGCUUGCAGAUCAGAAUUACAAACGACAUUGUUCAGAUUCAAGCACCAAGGCGAAGAAUCCAAGGUUAGACAAGUCAAUAUGCUCGGGAGAAUAUCUUCAACCGCUUGCAGAGUCAAGGAGACAUAAAGGGUUUGCGAUUAUACCAGAGGUUGAUGAUGUCACAAAAGAUACUUGUGAUCCUCUAGCGUCCAAGGAACCAAGUCAUUUUUGUAUAGAUAUUAAGAAGAAACUAAAAAAUCCAACUCCAUCAUCUCACACGUUUCGAGAAGAUCACCUUAUCCUCCAGAACAAAGAAACUUUACAAAGUGGAGAUGAACAACAGCAGUCAGAUGCGAUUAAAGGAAGUGCCCCCGUUAGAAGAAAUAUUGUUCUUCAAACUCAAGAAAUGUUUUCAGUUUUUUCUGGAGAGGAGAAUCUUGAAAGCUAUGAAUCAGUACCAAGCGAACAUCAACAAGUGGAGAUAAAGGCAAAGAAGAAGACGCCUGGUGUGAACGGAAGUGAUGUUGGAGAAGUUGUUGUUUAUAAAGGGGAAGAAGUGGCGUUUGAAAGCGGCAAUGUUGUAACACAUCAAUCAGUAGAGUUAAAGGCAAACAAGCAGACGCCUGAUGUGAAAGAAAAUGAUGGUGAAGAAAUUGCUGUUGUUCAGAACCAAGCAGUCGCGUCUGAAAGUGGCAAUGUUCUGACACAUCAACCAGGAGAGUUAGAGGCAAACAAGCAGUACCGAUUGUGAACGAAAAUGAUGUUGGGGAAAUUCCUGUUGAUAAGAAACAAGCAGUCACGUCUGAAAGCUUCAAUCUUGUAGUACUGAGUGAACUGCAACAAGCAGAGAUUAAAGAGUCAAGCAAGCAGACGCCUUGUGUGAACGAAAAUGCUGUUGAUCAGAACCAAGCAGUCACGUCUGAAAGCUUCAGUGUUGUAGCAAGUGAACAUCAACAAGUAGAGAUUAAGGAGUCAAGCAAUCAGAUGGCUGUUGUAAACGAAAGUGAUAUUGGAGAAAGUUCUGUUGAUCCGAAAGAGGCAAUCUCGACUGAAAGUAUCAUUGUUCUUACAAGUGCAGGUCAGCAAGUAGAGAUAGAAGCAAGCAACCAGAAGACUGGUAACGGAAGUGAUGAUAGAGAAAUUAUCGUUGAUCAGAGAACGUCAGUCGCGUCUGAAAGCUUCAUUGUUGUAACAAGUGAACGUCAACAAUUAGAGAUGGAAGCAAGCUACCAGUCGUCUGGUUUGAACGAAAGUGGUGGUGGAGGAGGUGGUGUUGAUCAAAGAGAAGCAGUCGCGUCUGCGGAGAGCAAGUGAACUUCAGCAAGUAGAUGUCGGAACUGUUUCUCCAGACAAUAAACUCACGCUCACGAUAAAGAACAGAACUGUUUUAAUAAUUCUAACUCGGUCUCUCGGUAAAGAUCACUUACUCUCGCCAUGUGCUUUUUUGCUGAUACAUCACUUCUUGAAAACGACAUCCUAUAAUAUCCAUAAUCCUAGCUCCCAGGCCCCGACGACCUUAGGGUGCGCUUGACUAGUUUACAAAGUAAAAAAAACGCGAACGAAACAUUCUUAACAUCCGAGUAUCAACCUACGAAUUCUCACAUAGAGAUAGAUGCACACAAGCAGACGGCUUGUGUGAACGAAAAUGAUGUUGGAGAAACUGUUGUUGACCCUAGAGAAGCAGUCUUGACUGAAAGCAUCACUGUUGGAACAAGUGACGGUCAGCAAUUUGAGAUAGAGGGAUGCAACCAGACGACUGGUGUAAACGGAAGUGAUAUGGGAGAAAGUAGCGUUGAUCAAGGGGAAGCCGUCGCGUCUGGAAGCGUCAAUGCUGUUACAAGUAAACAUCAACAAUUGGAGAUAGAGGCAAUCAAUGAAAUUGAUGUUGAAGAAAUUGUUGAUCAGAACCAAGCAGUCGCGUCUAAAAGUUUUAAUGUUGUAUCAAGUCAGCAUCAGCAACUAGAGAUGGAAGUAGACAGUACUGAUCACAGCACUGUUAUCGAUCCAUCGUUUUCAACGAGGAAAUCUGAGAGCAAAGACACGUUUCUUGACAAGCAGAAAUCCGUCGCACAGGGUUGAAACGGUGGUUUAGUGGGAUUCAUAAAUGGUGAAGUAAUUCUUUUGCUGUGAGGAUUUAUUUGUUUUUGCCAAGGUUUUUUUUCUAGAAGCCUUUCACAGUUCACGUGAAAUUCCUAUCAAGGUACACCUUUCCUCAGACAGUCCUUCAAGCCAGCUCAACUAUUUUCAAAGUCGCCUUUUGCUGGACUGAAAUUAUUAAAUGGUCGCCAGACAUAAAAUAUUGGUCGUUAGAUUGUAAUAUUUGCAUGAAAGGUUUGAAAUAAUCUAGAUGGCUGCCUUCUUUCGCAAUCAAAUUAUUUGCGGUUGCACGCGACAUCUGAAGACAGGUGUCUUACCUCGACAGUCAGAGAGAAAAAGGCGAAUUAUGAAUAAAACAGAGCGUAAAUAUUAUUUCAUGCAAACAUUUCUCUCACUUAAACUUCAGAAAGGUCAUAGAUACGGCUUGGCAAAUGCCCGAAUUGGCGACUUUCAGCAUUUGAAGUUGCCAAAAGUUUUUUUCUUCUCGCCACAGCGACCAAUGUAGUCGGACCUUGGAGUGCUGUCAGGGAGUUUGAAGCUGACGUAACAAACAUUAGGCUUCAUAAAACUGCUCACACACUCAAAUAAGAACUCAGGGCCCGGUUCCUUGAAAGAUGGUUAAGUUUAACCCAGUAUUAAGCCAAUUUUCAAGCACGGUUUUCUCGUGGAGCUUCUACUACGAGAUACAGUAAUGAUAACACAAAAUGGUACCUUAAGCAAUGCAUAGGAAUGUAAAAUACAAAGACGGAACAAAAUUAAACUAUGGGACUGUUUUCGGCCCAGCGCGAGCCUGCAGUGCAAUUCGGCACCGCUUGCCCGGUCUCACGCUAGAAUUACGCAAUUGCUUUUAAAGAAAAGAAUUGUUUUGGGCGGGGGGGUGGGGGGAUUAAAGACGAAUUUAAGAUGCUAUUUCAUUGCUAGUUUACUCGACAGCUAUCAUCGGAUAAUUUUAACAUCUUGGCACUUCUUUUAAAAUAGAGCCAUUUACCUCCCUGACAUUCGUAUUUAAAUUUCAGUGAGGAAUUAACGAUUUGCGCGUAAGGUCAAGGUAGCUCUAAAACGCCUAGCAUCAAGCCUAGCUUAAAACACCAAGGUAUGAAGAGCAAGAUUGCGGGUGGAAACUUCGUAAGGAACAAGAGGCUUUCAAUUAUGAAACUGGUGGUGAUUGGCUACGGUUUCUAUCUUAUUCAAAAAUACUGUGUGAGCUUGUCUAGAUGAAUUAAUGUUAUUUACAACUGCAUGAAAGUUCUGUUAGCCUUUAGUUUUUACGUGAUUUCUUUGUUGUAGUUCUAUAAAUUUUCCUUCUGAUUUAUAAAUUGGUUUAAAAUUUCGGGUUUGGUCGCGGUAAGUUGAAUUAUCAAUUAUAAAUAAUCGUCCUUUCAAGUCAAAUCUAAAAGGAUAACUCAGAAAGUUUGCAGUGACGUUAAAUUAGUAAAAUAAAGCGCCUCUUUCGGGUUUUUUCUUUGAAUGGUUUGUAAUGAUGGGUCAGUACAUCAUAGCGAGUUGAAUCAUGAGUUGUUAGAAUCUACCAAGGUCUAUUAGCUUAUCUCCUUGCCCUACACGGGGUCCUGUUGAGGGAUCUGCGAUUAAUAUUACCGGCAAAAGGGUUAGCUGGUUGAUAAGGCAUGCAGGUUUUAUUUUCUUAAUAUUUAAUGACCAUAUUGGUUACAUCUAAUUUGCAAGAACCUCUACCGUAAGGCCAUUAUUUACAGUUUGAUAAGCAGUGUUAUAUCAUGCACUGAAGUUGUUUCACAGACGCGGUCGUAUAUGGAAAUGUAGACGUCGAAGUUGGUGGUUAUCACUUCUUCAUUCGGUGGUGGAAAAUAUUUUCCAUGUUAUUUAUUUAAUACCAUGAAGGACAAAAGCAGGUAUUUUGACUUAAAUACAUAUCGUUUACCUGUUAUUUACUCGGUGUGCAGUCGUAUUGCUGCAUAUAGACCUCGCAUUAUUUUCUUUUCAGGCUAAUAGGGGAUUUGUGUUUACCAGAAAAUGUUUGCCUUGUAAUGUUAACUAGAGUCUAAUCGUGUUAUUUUUUAAUUCCUUGUGUCGUAUGGCAUUCUAAGAUGUCGCUGUUUUUUUUAUAUAUUUUUUUCGCAGUUUUGGGGAAUCAUGAACGGGUUUUUAUCUCAACUUGCUUUGUCACUUAUGUCUUAAAUGUCAUACAAUUAAAGCUUUUUCUAAGAUUAUUCAUUAGCACUAUUAUAACUUCCUCCCCUUUCAAAUUCUUUGCUUAGUAAUGGAGAUUUUAUUGUCAUAUUUUACACUUUGCUUGUUUGUUCUUUAUUUACGGUUAAGAGGAAUUCAUCUAGUUUUCAAUGUAAACAUCAAAAAAUAUAUCAAGGAGUUUUUUGCAUUAAUUACCAUUUUGCGUUUAUUUCUGAGCUGUUACUAAGCAGUUUUUAAAAUCUAGCCAAACAAACUCACCGGUCAAGAGAGAUUUGUCUGCCCUUCCCACAAUACCCUGCGCAUCUUGCUUCACUGGUAUCCAGGACCCUCUCGCUUUAAAAUAAUUAUUGUCGACUGGAAUCCAGGCAGUUGGUCGAGAUUUAUGAGAUAAAAAUUUAUUUAACUUUGGACCACAACGAUAGACUGCAGCUUGAGGCGCUGGGAAAAUAGGCUAUAAUAGGUUUGUUGGGUUUUAUUCCUCUGAGCCUCAUAGUGACCUGUUCUUUCAAGCUUUAUACUACUACAUGAGAAAUUUCUGCAAUUUGAUUGGUUUAGAGCAGUGGUAUUUCAGCUUAAUUUGAAAUACCCACAUGUGAAAAUUACAACGUUUUGCGGGUAGUAGUAUAAACAAAUAAUAGCAUGAUUAGUACUGAUAUUUGGCAUAAAUACCACUUGUGAUAUUUCAAAAUUGUCUCAAAUUUCACUCGCCUAACGGCUCGUGAAAUUUCGUAUAACAAUUUUGAAAUAUCACUCGUGGUAUUUAUGCCAAAUAUCACCACUAAUCAUGCUAUUACCUAUACGAAUAUAAAUAAAAUUGUUUGUAUCCUACGAAAACAGCCGUUUCCCCUCGUUCCUCGCCGCUGGAGACGUUUCGCGAGGAAGAACGUCUGCGACUCAGCGAUUGACCUGCACCCGAUCCAGCGACAAAAAUUCCAUACUGUUUUCGCAGGCUAGACUGUUUGCGUAUUUGUAGAUUUCUGUAGAGGCUGAUUCAGUUAUUGUUGGAUGACUGCGGCGGCAGAGGUUUGUUUUUACGCAUAUCAUGUAAUAACAGUUCUUCACUUCUGAAUUCUUUGACAGCCGGGACACCAUGCUCAAAUUAUGGGAUGCCGACACUGGACGAGAGAUGAGGAGCAUGGGGGGACAUACGGGAACUAUAACAUCCGUGUUUCUGGUACCAAAUAUGGAAAAGUCUGCCGGUGGUGAGUAUUACUCAAUUUUUUAGCCAAUUCAUUCGGACGUCUUCAAGUUUUGAACCGACAAAGCAAUUUGUGUGAUGUGAAACAUUCCGAAGAGACUUCUUCAGGGUUUCUUUGAAAGACUUAUACCGAUUUAGAACUUUUUCCCUUCUUGGAGUUUUGAGUUGUUGUUGCUUUAAAGACGAGUAGGGAAUUUAAGAUUUAAAGACGCGACGGCUACGAGAACGUCGCUUUAAAACUGAAUUUGCCUUCUUUUAGUCUUUGUAGGGAUUAUGCCUACCCACUUACUUUGUCAAAUGUACGUGAACCCUCCUGAAGUUGAAUUCCAAGCGGCCAUCUCCAAGUUCAGAUAGAGAAAUAAAAUUUCGUCGUUGCUUGUUUAAAUUCUCCAUAAUACGCGAAACUAGGCAUUUUCACGUCGCAGUACUGCAAAAACGGCAAAGAAAUGUACGAAACAAAAAGGUGUGAUGCACCUGCAAAGUUGUUGUUUUGCUUAUUAAACCUAUUGUUUGUUAUAGUCCAUAUUGAAUCCGUUUGAACACCUUUAUCCGACGUUUAGUUUAUCAUUGGACCAUUUUGCAUUACGUUGAAAACUGCUGUUUGUUCUUUCUCUUAGCUGUGCCCUCCAGUUUUCGAACAGACCAGUAUUCUGUGCUUACGGGAUCAAAAGACUGCUCCAUGAAAAUCUGGUCUCUUGCAAAUGGUAAGAGCAAAAUCUAGCUCUACAUAAGGGAAUCCGGUUCCGGGAUCCGAGAAAUUUUCGCUUGUGGAAUCCAGAAUCUUGGGCUUUGGAAUCCAGAAUGCAGCUAAAGGAAUCCGGAAAUUAUAGACCCUGGAAACCGGAAUCGGGAAUCGGGAAUCAACAACGUGGAAUCUAGGAUCCAAGACUUACAUGGGGCGAAAAAUCGGUUCAGUAAUAUCCCCACCUCCUAGGUUCCAUAGAUUUAUAAAGCUGUGGGAAUAUUGUCCCCUAUCCCUCCCCAGAAAAAAGGAAAAAGAAAAAAACAAACAAAGAUACAAACAAAAAAACAAACAAAACAAAACAGAAAACAAAAACAGAAAAUACACACACUUUGCCUCUAAGAAACCUUCCAAAACAUUGUGACGUAUGUCGCAUAAUUUUUUUACCAUGUUGUCACUCUCUUAUUGGCACGUGGCUGUCAAAAACGUGACAACGAGGUGUUGCAACGUGACUUUGUUUUUCCUUGAUAGUACCGUCACGCUUGGUUGCAACUGAGUCACGUUAUCUCGUGCUUGUGUUGACAUGGUGGAAUAUCGUGUGACAUAUUUGCAUCUUGUUUUACCAGUAUUUGUUUGUAUACAAAAAAGCUCUCCAUUUUUAAAACCACGAGUUUCUUCGGAGUAAGUACCCUUAAACGAUUAAGCUAUAACCGAACGUCAGAAACAUUUCAAAGCAUCUCUGUCCUUUAUAAAAAGGACAUGCGAUCCAACUGAUGUUUUAACUUUAAAAUGAUGCUUUUUCGUAAGUUUGUCUCUUAUUUCCAUUCAUUGAUAAUUAUUCUCCGUUCUUACGUAAUGAAACUCAAUCGUUUUUCUGUCUCUUUUUCGUCCUUUUCCAGGUCAAAUCAAGAGGUCUAUGUACGCAUUCUCGCCCGUAGAGUGCUUGGAUUGUAACAGUGACAAUCUUAUUGCGGCUGGUCUAGGUUGGUCAAAGUUCUUUGUUUUGCAUGUGACGCAGUCGUGUUGCCCGUGUAGUUUAUACUCGAACUUUGUACCGCUAGUUUUCGUAAAUUUUCGUUUGAAAUCGAUUUGAAAGUCAAUUUAUACGUCACAAGAGAGUGACUUUUACGUAAACUGAGUCUGUAAGUUCGUUUUCCUCUCUGUUUUAUCAUAACGUCAUAGAAUGAAUGUUGCGAAGCAAAUGUGUUCUAAUAAUAUCAGACCUUUAAUGCCAAUGCGUAAAAAGCGCAACUUCUCUUUGAUACUCUCAUCACUAACUCCUCGUAAACUGAGACAUGUUUUAGUUUGUCUCCUAGUCCGGAGAAAUUACAUGAAGUAAAGGUGCGUGUUUUAUACUUCAAACAUUCUAGAACUUUCUCGUUCCUCUCAAAGGUGGAUUCACGACAAGAGCUACACCGGGGGUACUUAAGGGGAGUUUGGCAAGAGGUGUGGCGCCGAGAUCUUCUUAAAAACUCUGACCCCGUUUUAGGCAAAAUCCCCGAUUUUCCAUUGUUUUAAACAAGGUGAUAACGUGAACAGCGAGGAAGGAUCUUUUUAUGUAACUCAGAUUAAGAGCGAGAGAAAAAUACAUUACCCCAUUGAAGAUUAGGAAAAAUAUCAUUUGUUUAUUUAAGUGGCAAAUAGCAUACUAUAAUUUUUGGAGUCGAUGAACUCUUUUCCUUUAUAAACGCUAGGCUUUCGGUCCAGAAACACAACCCGUUCAAGACGUUGAAUAUAGAAUGUUAAACCCUGUUUUCAAGACUCGAUUCCCCGACUUCCGAAAGUCAUACACCGUGGGCGGCAUACAUACCGGAAGAUAACAGGAUAUUUUGACCCAAAUUCUAUGACGUCCAAAAGCAAAAAAUUAUAUUUCAUAAUAUAUGUAAUCACCGGGCAAGUGUGGCUUGGCGUUUUGUGCCAUAAAGAGAAUAAAAUACUGAAUUUUUCUUUGCAUGAAACUAGAUUGUUUGCAAAUCCGGGAUGAGUUGUAAAACGAGAACAAGCAGUUCAUUGUACAUGAUUAAAUCCCAUCAUUCUGUGCUUAACAUGUUGGCUUGUCCCACGCAAAAUCACGCAAACUAUACGAAUAUCCGUUCACCUCGCAAAUUAUGUGCAGUCAUCACGCAAUCACUUUGAAUUCCACCCCUACGGUGUGAUACAAAAAGGAACUCCAGUUUACUGAGGCGUUUAUUAGAUUCUUCUGUGUGUAUCUUUAUCACUGUAAUUACUAUUUUCUUCAGAUGGCGGAAAGGUGGAACUCUGGGACAUGGAAAGCGGAACAGCUGUGCGAUCCGUUCGGGGACAUGAUGAAGAUGCCGUCACGGCUGUAAAGGUAACCAUGGUAACUCUGUUUCAGGUCUUGUCCACUGGCCGUUUCAGAGUUUCUUAUUUCUAGUACGUAUCGCUUAGUUCCAGGACAACCGAAUGAUCAGCGGUUCAGCCACCGGGGUGGUAAAGGUCUGGGACAUCCGGGACAAUUCUCUCAAGCCGGUGAUGAGUUCCGACCAGGCCCCUACUGACAACACGGCUGGAAAUGUGACGGUUAAACCGAGACGCGUGCGUUGCCUGGCAACAACACAGGAAACAGUUUACUGGGGAGACGAUGGAGUGAACAUAAAAGCCAUGGAAUUGACGUCAGGUGGGCUAUAGCUAACCUUAUGUGGUGCGCACAAAGUUUUGCUCCAAGGAAAAUUAAAGGUAGCCUGAAAAGCCUAAACCUAUGAAUUUAGGUUGUCCUAUAUAAAGGUUAACUCCAGGGGCCACUAGACCGAUAGGUAAAUAGAUAAAUAUAUAAAAAAUGAAGGAAUGAAUAAAUAGAGAAAUACCGAAUAAACAGACGAGAACCAACAACCGACCAAGGAUGAUUCUUAGUUCACGCCUAGCAAAAGCUUUAUCCCUAGGGUGGACGAGGCACUACUGUAGCACAGCCCAGCUUUGGUUAAAUUGCUUGUAGACUAAUUGACCACCUUCUUUCCUUUUGCUGUUUAGGAAAAAUCCGUAAGAUUCGAAAUCACGUGACAGACUUCGGAUCUACUGGUGCCAUGGCAACCUCCGGUUCAUGUCUCGUGAGCGCGGGCUACGAUCUUGAUCGCGGUAAUGGAUACUUGAACGGUAAGAGCUCCAGUUGAAAAAAUUAACUUCAUUUGAAUGGUUACACAUUUGGCAUUAAUCACAGGACGUUAUCUGAAAGCCAAGUUCAGAAGGACAAUGUUGAUUUCCGUUUACGUACCGAGCGUUUGUUAAGUUAAGACAAAUACUUCCUUACUUGACUUACUUGUUUGUGUUGGUUUAGUCCGCAGCAUUCCUUCUGAGGAAUACGUAGCAACCGUAGAUGACGAAUGCACGGGAAGUAUCACGUGUCUGUCAUGCACACAGACAACACGUGACCAGGUGACGGUGCAGAGAAUGUGUACAGGAGGGCUGGAGCUGAAACUCUGGGAUCAGCUACCAAGUUCAAAAGUCAAGAAGCGUUCAAGGUGAGUUUAACCUGUUAAGUUUUUUUUCGCUAGGUAAGUGAAGUCGAGCAAAUUUGCCCUCACUUUUCUGGGGCUGCCUGUGGCGAACAUGGUUCGAAAAAAAGGUAUUAUCAUAUAGCGAUAGUUAGAGGGUGAUUACAUGGCUUGAAAUGAACGUGGCGAUUACAUGGAGAAGGUUUCAGCCUGGGCAAACGGGCUGAAAAAUCCACAAACAUUCCAUGUAAUCGAAAUAGAAUGUCAGCCCGGGCUGAAAAGGCAACGAGCGCUUACGCAGUGUGGUUGUUUCUAGUUCAGCCCGGGUUGAAAUUUGUCAUGUAAUCGCAGCAAUUUUUCAGCGCGCCCCACCGGCUGAAAUUCGCAAUGUAAUCACCCCCUUAAUGUUUUCAAUUGAUUAUGAUACUGUCUUUGCUAUUGAGUUGGGGAACGGUUAGGUUAAUGUUAUCUAUGUACAGGUGCUUCAGGAGGAAGUUGAAAUACGUAAAAGACCGGUCAAAAUCCUCCAUAGAUUAGUUUUUGUUAGGAUUUCUGAAACCAUGCUCGUGGAAUGCUUCUCCGUAUCCAGGCCUUGUACAACACGAAUCAACCAAUCACUUGUCGACAAAUGUGCUCUCAUCUCCUCCGGUUUUUCUUGCAGAACAGAAACGGAUGAUGUCUACGUCACGACCAAACACCUUCGUCGUUACAGUCUGCCUGAUAUAAGCGACACGGAAAGUAGCGAAGACGACGAAGACCAACCGGAGGGCGAAGACUCAGAUGACGACGAUGACGUCAGCAGUACCGGAAAUGCGUCACGAUCUUGGUGCACGAUAUCAUGACAAGCGAUCAAGGAAAAUACAAUUAGCCUAAUGAAAGUUGCCCUGAAAGGGGACACAUGCGAAAAAAUCGUGUCCUUCGAUAGGCCCUAUCCCAUCCUCUGGGAAAAGUGGCGUUGUAUUGGGAUGAAAUGAUUGGGUGUUUCUGGCUUUAUACGGAAUCAUGAAAGUUCAAACUGUUAAUCCAGAUCAUGUAUAGGAGACAGAAACUUCUCUUCCACCCCUUACAAGCUGAAAGCUGCUGAAAAUCCAGUUCAGUGGAUCUCACCUUACUAAAGAACUGCUUCUUUUAUAGAAAUGUUGUUAUAAAUGGUCACUUUGUUCCUCCAUGUGCUUGACGUUGAAAUCUUAAGACUCAAAAUAAGACGAAGUUGCAGAUAGAACGUGAAUAGAACGAAUCAAAAGUGACCUGGAAACCUCUUUACCAUGAGUGAAUUAAAUGCAGUACUUAAUACCAACUUAUGAAAAUCACACCUUUAAUACCGGAUUCCUACACGAGCGUACGAGUGCCGUAGAUAAUAUUUAUACCAAGGCGAUGUAGCUAUGAAGACAAUUUUUUGUCUUCGGACUUUAAGAUGGAAUUUCUCCUGGAUUGAUGGCAGUCCUGCUGCAAUUGUAGUACAAGAAAGAUUAUCAGAACAUCUCUUGCAAAAUCAAAUUUGUUGAACCAAUGAAUACUGAAGGUAUUUUGAUCACAUUCGUGGGUGUUUUUUUAAUCUCUUAACGGGCCAGAUUCUGAAAAACCAAACCAAACCAAAAUAAAUAAAUAAGUAAACAACAACAAAAAGUAGCGGUGGGGUAAGCCAGUAAAACGCAAGAAUUUGUCAUGAGAGAGAUAACCAAACAAACAUCAGAUAUGUCCAGGUGACUAUUUCCCUCACCAUUUAUAACGUUUGCCUUUUUCAACGAGAAAGGAAUUGUUUUGCACAUUCGCUCAAGACUUGGGAGUAAAAAUAAUUAGUUUUCCUGUCGGAAACAUGACAAUCGCGAGGACUUUUCUACCAUUUGUAAUAAUAAUA